Messenger RNA from Linum trigynum, 4649 nucleotides. NCBI's taxonomy places the organism in Eukaryota, Viridiplantae, Streptophyta, Magnoliopsida, Malpighiales, Linaceae. The record is from the annotation of a GenBank genome assembly.
UUCCCAGAUCUUUGAUUUUGAACUCCCUUGAACAACUUCAAUUGCUUUAUGUCCCCUAAGGAACUCCAUGCAAUCAAUAUAUCAUACAUAUAUACUAACACAACAAGAACUCAACCUUGUGUUCCUUUGACAAAUAUAGAAUAGUCAGAAGCUGCUUGAGAGAACCCAUUUUUCAGUAAAGAACCUGCUAGUUUAGCAAACCACUGUCUACUGGCUUAUUUUAAGCCAUACAGUGAAUUCUUUAACUUGAGAACCAUUCUUCUAUUUGGCAGUUCCAUGCCUGGAGGAGGUUUCAAGUAUACUUCUUCAUGCAAUUCUCUAUGGAGAAAUGCAUUUGAUACAUCCAUUUGAUGUAUAUGCCAGUCAUUGGCAGCUGUAACUGCAGUAAGACUUUAACUAAAUUUAUCUUUGCCAAUGGGAAGAAAGUAUUCAGAAAGUCUAUGCCAUAAAUCUGAGUAAGACUUUAACUGAUUUUGUACACCCAUUUGCAGCCUAUAGCCUUUUUCCAUGGAGGAAGGAAAGCUAGUUCCCAAGUUUGGUUAUCUUCCAGUGCAUCCCUUUCUUAUUUCAUAGUUUCUCUCCAACAAAGCUCCACAGGCUUCUUCAUAAGUUCUAGGUUCCAUAGUUGUCAUCACACUCAAUACAUAGGUUUUAUGUGCAGGUGGCAAGUUGUCAUAUGAGACAUAAUUUUUCAUAGCAUACCUCUGUACAGCUCCAACUUUAUAAUCCUUGUGCCAAACAGGAAUGGCCCUUGAUCUAUCAGACCUUCUUAACACUAGCUCAGGUCCUUCAUCAGCUUGCUCAACUAACUCAUCAGACUUCCCCUUAGAAUGUGGUCUAGGAGCCUCAAAGAAAUCAUGAAGUGGCUCAGGUAGUGCGUUAGGACUAGGAAGAGAAGUGGAAGUAGGUGUUGAAGAAGAAGAGGUAUAAGGAUAAAAUGAGUGUGGUGAAGUAAAGAUGGAUGGAACUACAUUCUGUGGUGGAUGAGAUGAUGAUGAAGGAAAGACGGUUGGAGACUGGGGACAACAACUUCAACAAGACUAGGAAUAGAAGGUGUAGAUUCAGGUAGAAUGGGAUGAGGUGAUUGGAAAGGCAGUAUGUGCUCAUAGAAGAUGACAUGCCUGGAGACAAAGAAUUAGUGUGUGUUGAGGUCAAAGAGCUUAUAUCCUUUGAUUCCUGAAGGGAAACCAAGGAAAACACACUGGCUAGCUCUAGGGGUGAAUUUUGGUCCUAUCUCUGAGCAAGGUAGAAGCAUAUAAUAGAUUGCCAAAAACUUUCAAAUGAGCUAAGUCAGGAGGUUUUUUGUACAUCAGUUCAAAGCUUGAAAGAUUAUCAGUGAGUGUGGCAAUUAAUUAAUGAUGUGAACUGCAUGGAGAAUGAAGUCACUCCAAAACUAUAGUGGAAGCCCUGAUUUAAAUCUAAGAGCUCUAGCCACAUUGAGUAUGUGUUGAUGCUUCCUUUCUGCACGUGCUUUUGUUCUGGAGUUUCAAUACAUGAAAAAUCAGAAAUCAACCUCCCUUAUGCAAAAUGCCCACUCUCCCUUACAUAAACAAUGUGAAGAGAGAAGUUCACUGGUUAGAGAUCACGGGCGUGAUCUUAGAAGAUUGUCUGACUGUCUAUGAUCUCCAAAAUUAUGUCAAUUUCAUUAGUCAUUGCGCAUGAUUUUGACAACCAUGGGACCAGAGAUCACGGGCAUGAUCUCAAAUUCACGGCUAUUACCUGAGAUGACUACCAAUUGGGCUACCCAUAAUCUACCUUGUUUUGAUAAUGAUCCUCUGUGUUUCUUGUCGCUAGAGAUCAUAGCCAAAAAGAGGCGAUUCACUAACGUGAUCUUCAUACUGGUUGGUCGUGAUCUUCAAGGUUUGGUCGCAAUCUUCUAGAAUUUUCUCAUUUUGCUUCCCAAGGCUUGAAUCAUGCCCAAAUCAUUUCCAUUUCUUGGUAGAUUCUGAAAAUAUAGUGAACAGAGCACCCUAGCCUAAAAUGAAUCAGUUAUGGACACAAUAAUGGUUAAAUAAUCAUGAUAACAACUAAUAAUGGGGAUACCUUCCAAGAUUCCAACAGAAGGGUGGUACUGUACAAAAUAUGGUAUGUACACAGUUACAUCUGGAUAUCACCUGGCACGGGAAAUCUCCUUAGUCUCUAAUCGCAAGUCACUAUCUCACAUUAUUGAACCCCCCCCCCCCCCCAUCUGGAAAAAAAACUUGGGAUAUCCAAAUCCCUCCUAAGCUAAAAUUCUUCAUCUGGCAAUGCCUAAAAGUGAUUCUACCUACAGCGGUAGCCCUUGAGUCCUGAUGAGUCAAUUGUCUUACAAGGUGUCCCAUCUGUUAGAGGCAUUGAGAAUUUAUUGAGCAAUUGUUACCCAGUUGUGCUCUCAUAUGGGUUUAAAUGAUUUCAAUGACUCAGUCGCGAUUGUGAAUUGGUGACAUGCAAUGCUUUCUUAGCACCCGCAAACUCAUAUUCUCCAAUGCGUUUUCAUUUUGUGGAGAAUCUAGAAAUCUAGUAAUAAGGUGUUCUUUGAACAUUAUCAACCCCAUGCUCGUACUCUUGCUCGUCAGUGUGCUUUCCAAGUUUUUGAAUUAUUAUUUGUUCUCCAUACCCUUCUGCCUUCGCGCCCUCACCUACCAUCGCCUCUCCCCGUCCUCUGGGAACAUCCUCUUGGUGAUUGCCUGAAGAUCAAUUUUGAUGGUGCUAUUAGUGCCUCUCGUUGUUCGCCUAGCCUAGUGAUCCGAAGGAAAGACAGGCAUGUCAUGUCGGCAAGUGGGCCCCAACACUGUGGAAUUGUUGAUCGCUACCUAGUUGAACUCCUUGCAGCCAUAGAUGUCAUCUCGCUCUUUGUCUCCCAGUCCCUAUCUCGAGACAUCAUAGAAGAAGAUUCUAAAGUAGUCAUUCAGCCCUUCGUCAAGGAGUUUUGGUGGAUUCGCUAGGAGGGCAUGUUCUUCAAGAUUGUCAUCGACUCCUCACCUCGAUUUAUGUUUGUAUAGACUUUAGUGUGGUUUCUAGAACUGCAAACAGGGCUGCCCAUAGAAUGGCGCUAGAAGCCCUGUUGCUAUCUCCUCUAGAGUUAGUUUCCAUUGACUUUGUAGGGUGGUUUCAGUGAGCUGUUUCUUUGGAAGGGUGCCUGGGUGGGUUGUACUAAGUUUUUUUUCUCUCUCCCUUGUCAUUACUCGAAGAGAAAAAACUAAGAAUGUGGAUAUAAAAAUGUCAUAUUUAGGUGUUAACAUUGAUGGCAGAAUUAGUGAAAUCGAUGAGAGAAAUAAUGAGGCCAUUGAGAGAAAGAAAAGACUGUUGAUACGGGAGAUAAUGAAGUCGGCUAUGGAAAUACUAAUAUUGUUAUCAAUGAAGAUUAUGAGGCUGGUAUUGGUGUAGCAAUGACAAAGAACUCGAAAAUGUAAUUUUUUGCAACUUUGUACAGCAAGAAGUAAGUUCAAGUUUUGGUGAUCAAGUUUUUUAGAAAUUGAUCCCUUGGAUUUAGUUUUUCAUUUGCAAUCAAUAAUUGAUUUAGAUGUCAGAUAACUCUAUGAUUUUUCUCUAUUUUUUUCUAUAGUAAUUAAAUAAUUUUUUAUUUAUUUUGCUGAAUCAAAUGAAUGUCAUUUGACCUAGACAAAUAAAACUAUACUACUUAUCUUGAAUUCUCAUUAAAGAAUCUUUAGAACACUAUUUUUGACACCUCAUUCAUCAGCUCUCCAUCUUUCAUUCAUUUUUGGAUAAGUAUUAAUGAAUCAAUUUUUUUGGUAUUCUUGUAAUAACUAUACUUUAUUGGGAAAGUUCACAAUAAUGAAUAUGGAGAAAGGGAAAAGCCCUUCAACCGUUCCCAAUAGAAAGUUCUCCCUUUUUCUUCAUAUUCUUCUUCCUCUUGUCAUCACCAUCACCACCAUCCCUCCAGUCUCUUCCUCCACGUCGCCACCAUCUUCUUCUUCAUCAUCUUCCUCUUCCUCCUGCCGCCGCCAUCACCUUUGUUCGCCCUUCUUCCUCCACACCUUACUCUUUCUCACGUCGCCGCCAUCACCUCUCUCCGAUCUUUUCCUCCCGCCGAUGUCCUCCUCCGGCACCGCCGUCCUCUCCGCGUCACCACCCUCCUCUCUCCUAUCACCGCCGCCCUACAGUCACCAUCAUCCGACGCCGCUGCCAGCCUACCACCAUCCCUCGUAGCUGCGCCACCCUCCUCGCCCUCCCACCUCUCCCGAUGAGUUCUAAAUUUCCAGAUCUUCAUUUUCGAUUUUUCAGAUCUAUUUUUUGUACCACUACACCGAUAUUUGUACCACUGCAGUUAAAAUUAUAUAUGAUAUUUAUAUCACUGCACUGGUAGCAAUACCACUGCACUGGUAGCGAUAUCAGCUCCGAGUUAAAUUGCACUGGUAACGUACCAGUGCACUGGUACAUAUAUCAUAUUCGAAUUUAAGUGCAGUGGUACAUCUUUUAAUGUAAUGGUACAUUUUUUGCAGGUGGCAGUAGGGAGUUUCCUAACACAAUUUUCACCAGAGAAGUGUGACGGUCGGAGGAAGCUUGGUAGUUAAAUUAGUUAAAUGGUUCAAGUUUGGUCACUCUCCGUCCAACUCCGUUAAAUUUGUCUGAUGUGGCAGUCAACCUUCAAAGUUAACCGUUAACUCAGUGACGUGACAAUUAAAAAGUAAUAAAUAAAAUAAAUUUUA